Messenger RNA from Antrostomus carolinensis (chuck-will's-widow), 348 nucleotides. It is a transcript of the gene CREG1, whose product is annotated as cellular repressor of E1A stimulated genes 1. The transcript is spliced from 3 exons. NCBI's taxonomy places the organism in Eukaryota, Metazoa, Chordata, Aves, Caprimulgiformes, Caprimulgidae. The annotation marks the transcript as partial. The record is from RefSeq and is a predicted model, not a curated record.
AUCAAUUCAAAUGCCUCCUUAACUGUGUCUUUGGCACAGACUCCUUACUGCAAGAAACAUAGAUAUGAUCCCCAGAAUCCGCUCUGUGCCCACAUAAUCUUCUGUGGCAGUAUUGUAAAGGUGAAUGAUUCAGAAGUGGGCUUAGCAAAAAAAGCAUUAUUCAGUCGCCACCCUGAAAUGGAAAGUUGGCCUAAGGAUCAUAAUUGGUUCUUUGCUAAAUUCAACAUCACCAAUAUUUGGGUCCUGGACUACUUUGGUGGACUGAAAAUUGUGACACCAGAAGAAUAUUACAGCGUCAAGCCUUAUAGUCUACUGGAUGCCAUGUCUGAAGUCAUAAGAUAUGUUUGA